AUGAACAGGGGAAGGCUGUACGAAUUGAGAACAAAGACCAGAUGGAGUCAGGGUCCUCGGCUUCAUAGUGAACGGCUUAAAUGGUUCCUCUACAGUCGAUACGCCUAUGUAACGAGCGUGGAUGAAGGUGCUUCUAGAGUGAGCCUCAUCUCUUGCUGGUCAGGCGUAACACGAGGGCGAAAUUUUUGCAAACUUGUGCGUUCGUGCAGUACUAGGCCCGGCAAGGCUGAUAGCCUGGCGAAACUGGUAAUCCGCUUGAAGAUCCUACAAGGAUUAACGAGAGUUGUCUCACCGUAA
This is a messenger RNA of Neurospora tetrasperma FGSC 2508, 297 nucleotides long. RefSeq lists its product as uncharacterized. Lineage: Eukaryota; Fungi; Ascomycota; Sordariomycetes; Sordariales; Sordariaceae. The coding region runs from base 1 to 297 and encodes 98 amino acids. The transcript is spliced from 4 exons. The record is from RefSeq and is a predicted model, not a curated record.